GUGGGGGGUAUAAUAAGAGUCCCCAAACUUGAGUGUCUCAGUGUCAGUUGUGUGUAAUUCUCCCAUUCUGCAAGGACUGUGCUGCAUUCGAAUCAGCCUUCUCUGUGAUGAAUUUUUUCCAGGACUCUCAGUCUGAUUUGGAGGUUAUCUUAGAGUUCCUAGAGGAGUACCACAGGCAAAGCAAUGCAGAAAAUGUAGACAAGGUGCACUGGAAUGCAGGUGUGCCUAUCGAGGAACGAAGUGUACCUGUGGAUGAAACACACAAGCAACACUGGGCAUACUGUGAGCCACCUCCUUUCCUUUCACAAGAUGUCGCAGCAGGACUCAGCCAAAACACAACAGCUACACAGUCAACCUUUGCAACAACAAGAAAAUCAACCAAACACCCAUCCGCAGCAGUGGGGAGUGGUAAAAGGGUGCGACUCUUUCACUUCCUUUUUGAGAUGCUGGAAAAUCCAAACAUGGCCCACUGUUUGUCCUGGGUGCCAGCCGCUGCCGGCGUUUUCCGCUUUUCCUCCAGGAAUAAGGACCAGGUGGCGGCACUCUGGGGGCAGAGAAAAGGGAACAAGAGACCCAUGACCUACCAGAAGAUGUCCAGGGCGCUUAGAAACUAUGCCCGGUCUGGAGAGAUCUUCAAGGUGAAGAAGAAGCUCACUUACCAGUUUAGCCGAGACACCCUGAUGUUGCUGCAGAAGUGUCAUCGAAGAGAUUUGUAA
Molecule: messenger RNA, 716 nt
Organism: Archocentrus centrarchus (flier cichlid)
Lineage: Eukaryota; Metazoa; Chordata; Actinopteri; Cichliformes; Cichlidae
Gene: spi2
Product: Spi-2 proto-oncogene
Exons: 5
Coding region: 108-716 (202 amino acids)
Biological process (GO): regulation of transcription by RNA polymerase II; cell differentiation
Cellular component (GO): nucleus
Molecular function (GO): sequence-specific DNA binding; DNA-binding transcription factor activity, RNA polymerase II-specific
Source: RefSeq, a predicted model, not a curated record